GUGCCUUAUGAAACACUGAACAAACGCUUCCGAGCUGCUCAGAAGAACAUCGACCGUGAGACCAGCCACGUCACCAUGGUGGUGGCCGAGCUGGAGAAGACCCUGAGCAGCUGCCCUGCCGUGGACUCCGUGGUCAGCCUUCUGGAUGGCGUGGUGGAGAAGCUCAGCGUCCUCAAGAGGAAGGACCUGGUGAACAUCGAGAUGUUCCUGACGGCCAAGGAGGUGGAGGAGUCCCUGGAGAGGCGCGAGACGGCCACCUGCCUGGCCUGGUGCCACGACAACAAGUCCCGGCUGCGCAAGAUGAAGAGCUGCCUGGAGUUCAGCCUCAGGAUUCAGGAGUUCAUCGAGCUCAUCCGGCAGAACAAGAGACUGGACGCCGUGAGACACGCACGGAAGCACUUCAGCCAGGCCGAGGGGAGCCAGCUGGACGAGGUGCGGCAGGUCAUGGGCAUGCUGGCCUUCCCGCCGGACACCCACAUCUCCCCCUACAAGGACCUGCUGGACCCGGCCCGGUGGAGGAUGCUGAUCCAGCAGUUCCGGUACGACAACUACCGGCUGCACCAGCUGGGGAACAACUCCGUGUUCACCCUCACCCUGCAGGCCGGCCUCUCGGCCAUAAAGACGCCGCAGUGCUACAAGGAGGACGGCAGCUCCCGGAGCCCCGACUGCCCCGUGUGCAGCCGCUCCCUGAACAAGUUGGCGCAGCCCCUGCCCAUGGCCCACUGCGCCAACUCCCGCCUGGUCUGCAAGAUCUCGGGCGACGUGAUGAACGAGAACAACCCGCCCAUGAUGCUGCCCAACGGCUACGUCUACGGCUACAACUCUCUGCUCUCCAUCCGUCAAGACGACAAGGUCGUCUGCCCGAGAACCAAAGAGGUCUUCCACUUCUCCCAGGCCGAGAAGGUGUACAUCAUGUAGGCGGCGCCUGCCUCGCGGUGCCUGUUUCUUGCGACCAAAGAUCCGUGAGCAACGGCAGACGCUUAGGAGCAGAGGAAGGAGAGGGGCAGCCUGUACUGGGAGCCACACUUGAUCGUAGGACUUGGUAAUGGGAGUCGACGAGCUGAUGCGUCCGGGGAGGACCGGCACCUUCCGGCACCUUCCAGAGACUCGAGACCCACUGGACACCAGGGAGACCUGAGGACGUUUCAGAAACAGUUUCCUCCCUGUUGCUCGUGACCAGCCUGGGAGCAGGCGUGUCCUGGGUGGUGGCGCCUCGCAUGGACGGCUCUCGUCGCUUGCUGGCGUGGCUGUGCCCCCCGUGGGGCCCCAUGGCCACCUGCGAGGCCUGCGUGGUGGUGGCACUCAGCUCCAAACGCUGUUGGCACAGACGAACGUCCAGCUGAAUAACCACAACGACUUGGGAUCCAGGGAACCGAGUAGCCGACGCCGCUGUCCGUAGGUUUGUGCUUAGUGCUCAGUUGCAUGUGGAUGUUGCUUAGCUAAUAAACUGUACAUGUAACCAUGUCAAUAAAAGGGUUUCUAUUUCUCGUU
Molecule: messenger RNA, 1491 nt
Organism: Myotis brandtii (Brandt's bat)
Lineage: Eukaryota; Metazoa; Chordata; Mammalia; Chiroptera; Vespertilionidae
Gene: MAEA
Product: macrophage erythroblast attacher
Exons: 7
Coding region: 76-918 (280 amino acids)
Biological process (GO): proteasome-mediated ubiquitin-dependent protein catabolic process
Cellular component (GO): cytoplasm; GID complex; nucleus
Molecular function (GO): ubiquitin protein ligase activity
Source: RefSeq, a predicted model, not a curated record